AUGUUGUCAAUGAAAACAAAAAUAAGAGAAACGAUGGAUGGCAUUGCAAAAGAAGAGGUAACUGUUGAGGAAUCAGCAGAAAUUACUUCUCAGUUGGAUGAAAAAUCAAGACACUUCAAUUUAUUAUCAUCUCGACUUGAGGAACAAUCUAAUUUAAUUAGGAUUUUGAAAGAACAAAUCCAUAAUACAGAAACUAAAAUAGCAAAUUAUGAAGAAAAUAACAAGAAUCUUGAUACUUACCGAAAUUUUGCUCUUUCUGAAUUAAAAGAGCAAAUGAAACAUUAUAAGACAUUGAAAGACCGUUAUUACACAUUACAAAACAACUUCCUGGAAAUAAAGGCAAUCACAGAGCAAUAUAAAAGCAAAAAUAAGUUACUAGCUGAUGAAAUAAAAACUCUGGAACUUUCAAAUGAAAAAUUAUUUGGAACAGCCAGAAGUGAAAUUCUUGACCAGGUGGAGAGUUUAAAGAAAACUGACAGUAAUUUUAAAGAACAAUGUAAACUGAUUGAAGAAAAAAUUGCGUAAGUGAUUAAUAAAAGAGAAACUUCUU
Molecule: messenger RNA, 550 nt
Organism: Octopus bimaculoides (California two-spot octopus)
Lineage: Eukaryota; Metazoa; Mollusca; Cephalopoda; Octopoda; Octopodidae
Product: coiled-coil domain-containing protein 89
Source: RefSeq, a predicted model, not a curated record